AUGCUUUCAGUGAUCACAGUGAUUAGGACAGUGAUGCUCAUUGUAACAUGGCCAUGUGGGACCAUCCUGAACUCAUCCAUUAUAACUGUCUAUCUCAGCGACUGGAAGAAGGGAGUGAAACUUGGGGAGUGUGAUCAGAUCAGUCUCAGUAUGGGGUGCAACAAUCUGCUCUUUCAGUGUGUCAUUGCUUUUCUAGAGGCAUUCAUCUCAUAUGGACUAUACUCUCCGAUAGCAGAAAUUGCCAUUUAUGUUGUCAAUAAUGUGGCCUUUUUUUCUUUUUGUUUUUCAUUUUGGCUCACUGCCGGUCUUUCCAUCUGUUACUGUCUGAGACUGGUCCAUUUCUCGCUUAAAUUCUUUAUUCAAUUAAAAAGGAGACUGACUCGCACUGUUAUCCAACUCCUUCUGUGCUCAGUAGCAAUUUUAUUCAUGAUUACACUAUUUAUUAGUACAACUAUCUGGAUAUCAUACAGAGAAGGUAACCAAAAUAUAACAGCAAUUUAUCAUGAUAAUAUGUCUAAUGCUGGUUUUAAUUACAUGACCAUUGCUGUUACAGUUGGUAUCUGCCUGCCCUUCCUCAUUACUUCUAUUUGUAUUUUACUUUCUGUCAUAUCGCUGCUGAAGCACAUCUGGAGAAUGAAGCAGAAUACUCAGUUUGGGAAUCCUCAGCUGAAGAACCUUAUAAGAGCUUGUAGGACAAUGAUACUACUCUUGGCUCAGAAUUUUCUUUCUUUCCUGAUAUUUUUCACCUCAAUGAUAGCACCAAAUACCACUGGAACUAUAUGGGACAUGGUGUUCUUGUUAGGGAUCUUGUUAAACCCAUCAAGUCAAGCCAUCAUCCUGAUCUUUGGGAAUUCGAAGUUACUCAGCGCCUGGAGAAAUACAUUGCUUCCUCAGUGAAAGAGAAUCAAUCUAUGUUAUCUACGUUAUUUCUAUUUAAAAGAGAAAGGCACUAGAAGAGGUAAAAUGAUCUUACCCGACAUUUAUUGUGUUAAUGAACAUUAUGUAGAAAA
Molecule: messenger RNA, 1010 nt
Organism: Xenopus laevis (African clawed frog)
Lineage: Eukaryota; Metazoa; Chordata; Amphibia; Anura; Pipidae
Product: taste receptor type 2 member 124
Exons: 1
Coding region: 1-897 (298 amino acids)
Source: RefSeq, a predicted model, not a curated record